AUGUCAGGAAGAAAGUCAAAUAUCCUCAAACCCCAAGAAAAGCGGUCAAAACCUGCAACGAAAAGGCGACCGAAAAAUAACUUAAAUGCGCUUGCUACAGCAGAGAAACAAUAUCCCACAAAGGCAAAAAUCCGAAGACAUCGACUUGGUGACAAUGAGCUUAGCCAGUCCACUCGAAAGCGCGCUAUGGACGACGACGAUGAGGGGGAUGAUGAAGAUACCGGCCGGUCAAAACGCCCACGGCGAGUUCAAGAUGGAUCGGACGAUGAUGGGGGUAGCGACAGUGAGGGCAACGAAUGGAGGAUAGGAGCCGUUAAUAGCGACGAUGAUAGCGAUAUCGACAGUGAUGAGGCUAUGGGCGAGAGUGAUGAGGAAAAAUUUGAAGGGUUUACGUUCCGCGGUAGCUCCACAAUGCGGAAAAAAGGCCCUGGCAAACAAGCUGCCCAAGCUCAAAAGCGCAAAGCUGAAGCUGACCAAUUUGAGGGAAGCGAUGAUGAUUUGCUAAACGAGGAAUUCAAUGGUGCAUCUGAUGAAGGGGUAGAGGAAGAAGACGAUGACUUUGGAGAUGAUGCGGUAGACCUUGCGACUGCAUGGGACAUGAACGAGGAAGACUCCGAGGCUGAGGUGUCGAAAAAAACCUCAAAAGAAAAAAAAUCGAAGGCUGGCUCUAUUUCUGAAGACGAUGACGACGCCGGCUCUUUAUCCGCCGUAUCAAAUGACGAGGAAGAAAGUGAUGAUGAUGAUGCGGAGUCUGAUACUUCUGAGCUGUCGAUAUCUGAUAAUGAGGGAGAAACAAAACAAGGCCUCACAAAGCUCCAAAGAUUUGUUACCUCGUUGGGACAAGAUGCCAGAUCUGCUACCUCUACAAGGCCCAAGACCGCCCUCCCAGGAGGAGACCCUACCGAAUUUGGAUUGGCCCCGAGCCGAAAGCUUACUGUGGCUGAUUUGAUGCCCAGCAUAUCAGAUUCCCGCAUGAAGGGUGCACUGAAGCAUAUCGAAAACGACUCUUCUACACAAGGAACCGCAGGCAUCCCUGGGAAACUAGACGUCCCUCUCCCAAAACGACAACAGGAUAGGCUAGAUCGAGCAGCAGCGUACGAUAAAAGCAAGGAGACCCUUGCUAGAUGGAUAGAGACUGUGAAGGCUAAUAGACGGGCUGAACAUCUUUCCUUUCCUCUCCCUGAACCAGAUGCUCCACAACCCUCUAAGGUCGUGGACUCUAAGCCUAGAACCAACCUCGAGACAGCGAUUCAAAACAUAUUAGUGGAGAGCGGUUUGGCUGAAUCAAAAAACGGAACUGCAGAGGAUAAGAUACAAGGAUUCGAGGAACUCCAAGCAAAAAAGAUUUCCGUUGAAGAGAUUCAAGCUCGCCGGGCAGAGCUCCGGAAGCAACGAGACCUACUUUUCCGUGAAGAAAUUCGAGCAAAACGAAUUAAGAAGAUUAAGAGCAAGGCGUACCGCCGUGUUCACCGGAAGGAGAGGGAGAAAUUGGAGAAGAUGGAACAUGAGGCACUGGCAGCUGCUGGGGUAGACAUGGAUGAAGAAGAUCGAGAGCGUAACGAUAGGAUACGCGCCGAGGCAAGAAUGGGCUCAAAACACAAGGACAGCAAAUGGGCCAAGAGCCUUAAACAGACGGGCCGAACGGCAUGGGACGAAGAGGCUAGAACAGAAAUGGCGGAUUUAGCAAGGAGGGAGGAAGAGCUGCAGAAGCGAAUCCAAGGGAAACGCAUCGUUGAUGAAGAUGGCGAAUAUUUGUCAUCGAGCUCUGAAGACGAGGACGACAGCGACUCGGAUAUGCAAGGGUUCAAGCUUAGGGAAAAGGUGGACAAACUUGAGAGGGAUGGAAACGGCUCCUCCAAAGAUUCUGGCCCGUACUCUGGGCUAUUAUCCAUGAAGUUUAUGCAGAAUGCCGAUGCAGCACGGAAGGAAGCGAAUGAGCGUGAGCUUCGAGAGGUUAAACGCCAACUCAAUGGCGAAGAAUCCGGUUCAGAACAGGAAGAUUUGCAGGAAGAGGUUGGCCGCCGAAAGUUUGGUACACAGGCCACAAAGUCAUCUAAUAAGCCUUCCGUAAACCUACCAAAGAAAGGUGAUGAAGAAGGUCAUGGUGAGAACGAAGGGGCUGAAGAUUCGUCUGGCUCGGACUCCGAUAUUGAUAUUCGUGUUACGUCUAGCCGCAGGCAACAGCCCAAAGCGGCUCCGAAGAAGAUUGCUCGCCACAGCUUAGAAGAGGCUAAACAACAGUCUACGGAGGACGAUGAGAACCCUUGGCUAACAGAAACCUCCAAGAAGAACCGAUCAAAGAAGAAAACAGUUGGCACUGCAGCAGAUGUUAGCCUAAUCGAGAAUUCUGGCUCGACUAUCUCUCAGGAACCCAAUCAGACCGGCCUUAGACAGAAACAUCAGAAUGGCCCAAAGCAAGCUGCAAUGGGCAAUCAGCCCGCCGAUGACGACGAGCGGUCCGACGAUGAGGACAACGCGGGCAUGCCUGUACUUCUUAAAAACGAAGAGUUGAUCAGACGAGCAUUCGCUGGGGACGAAGUGCUGGAAACCUUUCGCAAGGAGAAAAAGCAAACUGUCGAAGAGGAGGACGACAAGGUGGUUGAAGAUACACUGCCUGGAUGGGGAAGCUGGGCUGGAGCUGGGCUGAGCCGAUCAGACAAGAAGCGAGUUCAGCGAACAUUCACCACGGUUAGGGGAAUCAGCGCAGAGAAGCGGAAGGAUGCAAAACUCGACCGGGUUAUCAUCAAUGAGAAGCAGGUGAAAAAGAACAAUAAGUAUCUCGCAUCCCAGUUGCCGCACCCUUUCGAGUCCAAGCAGCAGUACGAGAGGUCUCUGCGGCUGCCUAUUGGCCCCGAAUGGACGACCAAAUCGACCUUCCAAACCGCGACCAAGCCUCGCGUGAUGAUUAAACAGGGGGUUAUCAAGCCAAUCCAGCGUCCUACAUUGUAG
Molecule: messenger RNA, 2949 nt
Organism: Nannizzia gypsea CBS 118893
Lineage: Eukaryota; Fungi; Ascomycota; Eurotiomycetes; Onygenales; Arthrodermataceae
Exons: 2
Coding region: 1-2949 (982 amino acids)
Biological process (GO): rRNA processing
Cellular component (GO): small-subunit processome; nucleolus
Source: RefSeq, a predicted model, not a curated record